AUGGACCCGAACAGUGAGCCCCGAACGCCACUAGCGAGAGGCAAGAGUGGUGAAAGCACAGAUGUCGCGCCAGAUAGCCCUUCCAAAGAGGGCUACCUGACACGGAAACUGGAUGAAUUCGUAGAAUCGGUGCAAGCCCUUGGCAAGAAGUUCCCUUUGUUCAGCAGCCCCGAGUCCUACAAGAAUCAUUUGCCGAGUCGUAAGUUGGAUACAGCUCAUGUGAAGCUUCACGAAUGUGAGUACUAUUGUUCCAGGGACUCCCUGGAUAGAUUUGCCAACCUACUUGCGCAGCGUAGUGAAGGUCGGAGUCGGCUGAUGUACAUCAGCGACAUGUCUGGCUCUGGCAAAACCAGCUGCAUUGUGCCCGCUUUCUUGCAACUCCGGAAGAAGCCUGAAUCUAUGUGGCAGCUGCUUUACUUGCCAUUCUUCAACAACGAGGAUGGAUCGAAUCAGCGUCGGUGCCACGAUCAGAUGCCACAGCUGGACUCUAUUGAUAGAUGCCUACUAGGAUUGGACUCCCGCAACACUGCAGCAUUUUACAUGUUGAGGUGCUUACAAAAGACUUUGCACGGACAAUAUGUGGACGCUGCCAACGAAAAAAACAGAUCAAGACGUGCUGCUCUGGUCGUGGGCCUCGUGGCACUCUUUAGCUUCGCCCGGAAGCGUUGGAGAGCCCGUCGUGUCAUGCUCUGUUUUGCCUUGGCUUUGGGUGCAUGUUGCGCUGCGUUCAAGCAGAAAGUAGGAAAGUUCCUCGAGGAGUUUAUUGGGAUGCCCAGCUAUUUGUUUCCUGCCCUUGGUUGGGUGAUUCCUCCCAGCAUGGACAUUCUGGAACGGAGGCGGAGCCAGUUGUUGGACGCUCUCAUUGGACAAGGGAGGCCUCCGGAGAAGCAAGUCUUGCUCCACGUUGAUGAACACAAAAAGAUGUCCGAGGACAGUAAAAUGCGCAAACAAGCCAUGGAGUUCCUGGCCGCGGAUGUUCGAGUGAAAGUAGUGGCAACAUUUACUGAACCUCUUGAAGUCACCGCGGCAACAGGUGAAUCGAGCAAUUCUACAGAACUCGCACUUUACAAGCCUCCACCAGAUCCAGAUGAGGUCUUGGAGCACAAAUUUCGUCUGACAUUUCAGAUGUUGAACGACAAGAAGACGUUCCAAAACUUGAGCAUAAAUGCCGCGAACACUUGGGCUGCUUUGCGGCUCCUUGUUUACCUGCAGAUGUCAGUGAGGGGCUGUAGCUUUCUGCACUUGCCCCCGCAAAGUCUGAAUGGUCCAGCGGCUGAAGUCAACGAGUGUUUGCGAACUUUGCGGACUGCGGCUGCGGCUUUGCGGCCGGAUCUAAAGACUGUUGCGCAAUGCUUUGAUCAGUUGAAGAGUCAUUUGCAGCAAUUGAUAGGUGAACUCCGAGGUAAUUCCGCAGCAAGAAGAGGCAAUCCGUCAAUGACGCGGUUUCUUCUUGGAUUGCCUGCCCAGGAAUACUCGGAAAGGGAGAUGGAUCACCAGCCUGAUCGCAAGUGCAAGGUUCCUUUCGUGACCUUGGAAAGUGGCUGUUUGUCACCGCCUUUCCGAUAUUUGAUGUCGACAGAAGAAACCAGCGACCUUUCUUCUCCUCAUGUGGCAGAAAUCUACAAUCAAGGCCGCGUGAUAGUGUCACGGGCUUUGCGGCAGCAGGGUUGUCAGUUUCAGGAUGCGGUGGGAGGGCACAUGCUGCAGUGUUUGUACUGUUGGUCUUUGGGCUGCCUCUUGAGCAAAGCAGGGAACAUUUGCGACCUGCACCCACGCCUGGAAACAGAAAUGUAUGCCACUACCAUGAUUCAACAGCUUCAACCAGGUCGCUCAUUUAAGGGGACGACUACAACACUCCAGGAUUCGUUUGGCCAGGAGGUCGGUGUUCUCUACCGAGCUGACGAGCAGACGUGUAUGAACGGUGCUGAGCAGUGUUUCCAGAUGGACCAGAGGUCCCUCCUUCGUCACCAUCACGGGCUGGGAGCUGGUUUCUGUUGGGAAGUUCGAAUGGCUGCUGUGCAAGCAUUCCUGAGGUCCUUGAUUUUCGUCACCGACCUCGCAGGCCGUUGCUGCGUCCCGUGA
Molecule: messenger RNA, 2082 nt
Organism: Symbiodinium necroappetens
Lineage: Eukaryota; Dinophyceae; Suessiales; Symbiodiniaceae
Source: the annotation of a GenBank genome assembly